GAGGCGAUACAAAAACAAGGAAUUAAGUAGUUCGCAUGAAAAUGGGAAUGCGACGCAAAAAUCAACAGUUUCAUCUAGUUAUGUUGUUCUACCAUAUAUAAAGGGCGUUACAGAAACAAUUACAAGAACAUUACAACGUGAGAAAAUUCGUGUUUCAUUCCAACCAACUCGCACAUUACAACAAGAAUUUCCAAAGCCAAAAGAUAAGCUUGACACCAACC
This is a messenger RNA of Paramuricea clavata, 221 nucleotides long. The record is from the annotation of a GenBank genome assembly. NCBI's taxonomy places the organism in Eukaryota, Metazoa, Cnidaria, Anthozoa, Malacalcyonacea, Plexauridae.